Messenger RNA from Panonychus citri (citrus red mite), 2900 nucleotides. RefSeq lists its product as uncharacterized. The transcript is spliced from 5 exons. Bases 385 to 2232 code for a protein of 615 amino acids. Gene Ontology annotation, biological process: negative regulation of centriole replication. The record is from RefSeq and is a predicted model, not a curated record. NCBI's taxonomy places the organism in Eukaryota, Metazoa, Arthropoda, Arachnida, Trombidiformes, Tetranychidae. Gene Ontology annotation, molecular function: microtubule binding.
UUUGAAUUAACUGUUUAUGCUCAAUAAGUGAACAAGUUAAUUCCUUUUAGUUAAUUAGCUCUUAAUUGUUUCGAAAUUUAUUUCUCUUGUUUAAUCAAUUAUUCGUGCCUCCAUUUAAGGGGAGAAACCAUUUCAACAUGAGAAAAAAACUGCAAAUGGAUUAAUAAUUGAAAAGAAUAAUUUUAAUUCUAUAGAUGAAUUGGUAACCCUUUUUCUUAAUCUUCUUUUUUUCCUCAACAUAUUUGGGUUUCUCUCUCUCUCUGAUUUUGUUGAUCAUCAUUGGUAAUAUCGAGAACCACUCCCAGAUCUUUCUCUGUCUCUCUCCCCUUUUAAAUAUUGUUCAUUUUAAAUAAUUAGUGAGAUUUUAAAUUUCCAAUACUAAUUAUGGAGGUUUCUGAAGAAUCUGUGACAGUUAAUGAACCGGCUUCUAAUCCGAAUAAUUGUGGUAAACGUUUUUAUCAUUUCUCUGGUUGUACUGAGUAUCGAGCUGCAUUUAAUUGGCCUCCUGGAUCACAACAAUCAACGACAAUUAGUCAACAAAUAGUUAAUAGCGGACCUUCGUCUUCAACAACCGUUACAACAACAUCAUCAAUCAAUUUAGACAAAGGAGUUAAGUCUCAAACAAUUGCUGAUUUUAGUGAGAUAAGUGCAACUUCAGCAACCAACAAUCAACAACAAUAUCAACCAGCUAAAUCAUCAACUAAUCAACCUCUUUCAUUGGCCCCUGGAGCUGCAGGUUUACCAAGUCAUUUAAGCGGCGGAGUGGGUUAUGGAUUAGGAGGAGGUGAUAAAAUUAAAGAUCGACCUCAAGUAUUAUUUACUCGAGCAACUCCAUCACCACCGGUAGUUGAUUCUAAACCUGGAAAACCGAAUACCAAAACUGAAUAUAAGAAAAAAUUUAAACCAUUUUCCACUUAUGUUUACAUUCCCGGAAGUGGGUGGAAAAAAUCAAAACAAACUACCAAAGAUCCCGACGCAGUUGGAUUUUCCAGUGAAACUGGAAGAUCAACUAGCGAAGGUGCAUUGGAGUGGUACGGUGAAGUUGUCGAAAGAGCUAAGAAAGCUUGUGAAUUUCGUUCACGAUCUCAAUUUGGUCAUCCAGUUGUCGGUGUUGAUCAUUUGGAAUCAAUUUACAAGGAAACCAACCUCUGGAAUCAGCCCAAAGAUCGUUCAAUAGCGGCUCUUGCCCUGGCCACUAGUAAUCAUCUUCGAGUAUCAACUCGAUCAUCUAAAGGUAAUUCACGCGAUUCAUCUCGUGAUUCAUCAAAGGCCGCUUCUGAUCGGGUUACAAGUAACCAUGCAAACGCAAUCAUUUCACCCUCUAAGGAGACUCAAGCAAUUAAGAAACAAUUUGCUGAUAAGCCAAAACCCGCUGCUAAAUCUGCUGUUGCUUCACGAUCUAAAUCAACUUCAGAUAAUAAAGGUAAAUCUUCAACGGAUAAGAAACGAUCUGGGGGAUUGACCACUACAACUACUGGAGCCAAAUCGACCUCAGUUGAUUCUGAGGGUGGGAAAAUUUGGCUAAAACCAAAGAAAGAGGAUAAAAAAGCAUCACCACCAUCAUCGGAAUCUGUGGUUACCAAAGGUGCGGAAAAUGGUGAAAGCGGUGCGAAAGAUUCACUCGCCGGGAUAGAUGAUAAAUUGAGCGAUGGUAAAGGCGGUGGUGGUGAUGGUGAGACACCCGCGACUACUGGUGCUUCCAGUUUAGUUACUUCGGGCUCAUUGACUCCCAUGCUCUCUCCUCGUGAGAAAGAGGGAGGUAAAGAUGAACUUGAAACGGGUACAAAUGCGAUCAGGUCACCAAAUACCUCUGAUGAUCAAACUCGAUCACCUCGACCUAAUUCAUUAGUCAGUUCAAUUACCACGACCAACGGUGGUAGUGGCCUUUCCUCGCCUCCAGGUAUCAUUUCUGAUGGUCCAGUUAAAACCACUGAGAUUAAAUCGCCAGAGGAAGUGACCGGUGUUAAAUCACCUUCACCUGAACUAUGGAGGGUCGCAAUCGACACCGGUGCUGAUAUUAACUGGACAGAGGCGAAACCAGCCUCAGGCAAUUUAGUUGAUAACAAAGAUUUGGGUGAUAAUGAUUUCUCAAUUGAAUCAAAUGCCAACAAUUUAGCUAAACAAUUAGAUGAGACGAUUAACAAACAACCAGAGACUCAAGAGAAACCAGAAAACGUUAAUACAUCAGCUUCGGAAGCCAAUGAAGACAUGUAUGGACCUUUAUCAAUUUAAAUUGUUACCAAAGAUGUUAACAAUUGGAUCACUUAAUUACCAUUUUAAAUGAUGACAAUUAAUCCCUAUGACUUAAACUAAUUUUAACAAUCAAUCAACAAUUGAGGAUAUUGUAAAGCAACUUGGAUUAAUACAAUGAUUGAUUUAAAGCAAUCAAAUUAAUCGCUGAAAUAUAAUAGUCAAUCUUGAUGAUUUAAUCCUCUAAUUGCAUGAAUAUUUUAUCAUGAUUAACAUUCAAUUUGCUUUCAUAUUCAUCUUAAGCUUUAAAUGACCCAUUCACUAACAAUUAUUAAACUGAAUUAAAACUGAUUGUGAAAAUAAAGCCCAAAGUGAUUGGAAACCAAAUGAGAAUCUGAUUUUAAACAAAAAAAGGAAAAGCCUUAAAUUAACUGUCAACAAUUAACUCGUCUAAUUGUUUAAUGGAAAGUGAAAUCAUGAUAAAAAUCAACUAAUUGUCCUACUAAACCUGCUUGCUAAAUGAAACACUCAAAACUAUUAACUAAACAUGAUUAAAUAUUUAAUUUCCUUCCAAUUGUUAAUUCAAUCUCCAUCAAAUUGUUACCAUUAAUUGAGAUGGUAAAUUUGUGAUAAUUUAUCUUAAUGUGUAAUCAAGUUGAUUUGAUUGUUAAAAUUUCAUUCCAUUCACAUAAUAUAAAAGAAAACCACAA